CAUUGUAGGAACUCUACCAACUAAACUACAGCGUCAAUGCUUUGUUUUUUAGGUCUCACUAUGCAUCCCAAUCUGGCCUCAAACUCUUCCUGCCUCAGUCUCCCAAGGGCAGCGGUUGCAGGAGCCUCCUCAACAGGUCACACAGUCCCUGAGUGACUGAGGUGUGUUGCGUCAAUAGGUCAUCUGGCUAGCUGGGACGAUCUUUCUGGAAGAGCUUGUUUCCAACUGUGUCCUGGUGCAGAGGUCACGAUGCCAUCAUGGUGAGGUCAUCUAGAGCUGCAGGUAUAGAGAAUGACACAGCUGGGACGGCAAGGACUCAGCAGUCAGCCAAGUUUUACUGGAGUCAUACACACAGCAAAAGACACACACUCCCUGCCAGUGGAGAAGGGAUUUGGAAAUCCAGCCUAAAGAUUUCUGUGUGAGUCCACGGAAAAAGCCUAGCACAGCAGCCAUGCCCUUGCGGUUCAAGAAGGGCCAACCACAUUGUUGCAGGGCUCUACUUCCAUGUUCUACACCGCCGGUGCCCUCAGCCCUGCUCAGCGCAUCCUCAGAGACAGCCUGCCCAGGCCUCUCUUUACUAUGGAGACAAACCAGCUAGUACUGGGUGCUUGCGGCCGGUGAAGACAAGGUGGCUUGGAGCUUCGCGCCCGCUAGUCAGAGAGCCAAUGCCAGCCGAACCAAGGCGCUGCCCCUAUGAGCGAGCUUCGUGCCCGUUAGUUAGAUGGCCAAAAAGAGCGGGGCGAUCGGCAAGCCGGCUGUCAGCUGUCACUCUAGCUCCAGGCUCGAACGUCGGACCAGACCUUUAUCGGUCAGGGCGGGGCUAAUCACACUCCGCCCACAGCGGGAGGCGGCCUGGUCCGGGCAGAGAUGCUACCUGCGCUGCGGUCGCUAGGUAAGCGGCCUGGACCAGGGGAGGCAGCGCUCCCGUUAGUCAGCGAGCCAAUCAGAGUGGAACAAGCCGACCCCGCGACCCCGCCUCGAGGCCAAGCGUUUUUCCGCUCUGAUUGGACGAGUCCCCUGCCAAUCACAGCAGGAGCCAGUGAAGUCUCGGCCAAUAGCAAGAAGCGCCUGGUUCCGAUUUGCGGCGUAGGGUCCACGCGGUGGUGGCCGAUCGAGGUCGGCGCCUGGAGAUCGCCUCCCCUUGGCCAAACCCUCGAGCAAGCCGGCGUCGCGCGCGCCCGUCCGUCAGCGAGCCAAUCAGAGUUGGGCAGGCCAGCGGCUACUUCGGCUUCAGGCCGAGCUGUUUGCUCUGUGAUUGGACGAACCUCCCGACAAUCAAGGCGGAGCUAGCGGAGGCUCGGCCAAUAGCAGGAGGCGGCCAGGUCAGACCAACGACUAACUGUAGGCGCGGUGGUCGUUAGACGGUUGGAGGGCUGCGCGCGACGUCCUGCCUGCUGCUGCGCGCUGGCCCUCGGCGUCGGGCGCCCGCCAGCGUCCCGUCUCGUCAUGUUAGGCGCUGCUUGGCUUUAGUUCUCCAGGCCUCCGCCCACCCGCCUACCCGAAGCCGCGCCCACCGCCCAGAGCCAGAGGGAUGGUGGUAGUCACCGGGCGGGAGCCAGACAGCCGUCACUCGGACGGUGCCAUGUCCAGCUCCGAAGCCGAGGACGACUUCCUGGAGCCGGCCACUCCGACGGCCACGCAAGCGGGGCACGGGCUGCCCCUGCUGCCCCAGGAGUUUCCUGAGGUCGUUCCCCUUAACAUUGGAGGGGCCCACUUUACCACACGCCUGUCUACCCUGCGGCGCUAUGAAGACACCAUGUUGGCUGCCAUGUUCAGCGGGCGACAUUACAUCCCUACAGACUCUGAGGGCCGGUACUUCAUUGACCGAGAUGGCACGCACUUUGGAGAUGUGCUGAACUUCCUGCGCUCAGGGGAUCUGCCUCCCCGGGAGCAUGUGCGAGCCGUGCACAAAGAGGCCCAGUACUACGCCAUUGGGCCCCUCCUGGAGCAGCUGGAGAACAUGCAGCCGCUGAAGGGCGAGAAAGUGCGCCAGGCCUUUCUGGGGCUCAUGCCCUAUUACAAAGACCAUUUGGAGCGGAUUGUGGAGAUUGCCCGGCUGCGCGCAGUACAGCGGAAGGCCCGCUUUGCCAAGCUCAAAGUCUGUGUCUUCAAGGAAGAGAUGCCCAUCACCCCCUAUGAGUGUCCCCUCCUCAACUCUCUUCGCUUUGAGCGGAGUGAGAGUGAUGGACAGCUCUUUGAGCACCAUUGUGAAGUAGAUGUGUCUUUUGGGCCCUGGGAGGCAGUGGCUGAUGUAUAUGACCUGUUACACUGUCUGGUCACGGACCUCUCAGCCCAAGGCCUCACAGUGGAUCACCAGUGCAUCGGGGUGUGUGACAAGCACCUUGUCAACCACUACUACUGCAAACGCCCCAUCUAUGAGUUCAAAAUCACGUGGUGGUGAGUACCAGUAGCCGGGUCCCAUUUAAGAGGUGUCCAUCCUCUCGGGCGGCUCUGGGAAUCUGAUCCCCAGAGGAGCUGCUGACUGUCCCCGAACCUCCUGAGGUGAGGACAGUGUGCUGAGGCACAGAUGCAAAGGCACGGGUGCUGCUGCAGCCCCCCUGGCUCGUCUACCUUGGGGACUUAAUCUGCACUCACCCCAUCUUUUCCUCGAGGCAUGGCGUCUUCACUGGAGGCCACAGGAUUUAGUGGGGAUAUCAUCGGAAGUCCGGAGAGGUUUGAUAACCUUCUUGACACCUUGCAAGAGAGCGUCUGCCCAUUUUAGAGCCAUGUCGCUGAUGAAGGUGUCAAUCACUUCCUCACCCUGUUUGAACAUUCCUGUGCUCAGUGUGUCAGUCAGAAUAAGGAGUGUGGUAGGGGAUUUACCCAAGUGUCCACCCUGUAGCCCUGGCCAAAGAAGAAAGAGUCCUUUUCUCCCCAAUGUGCUCCUUGCUCUUCCAGUGACUAUAGUACCUUGUCUUAGGAUGUGGAAACAUAUGUCCCGCACUUCCAGAACAUGCCUGUCACCUUCUCUUUGAGAUUAACCACAGCUGCCAAAGCCUUGUACCAGUUGGGCCUUAGAAAAACCACAAUGUUUACAGCCGUGCCCUGGAGCUUUGGCUUUACAUUCUUUGCAGAGUUAUACUCUUCAUAGGACUGGAAGGUUUCAAAGGUUCUCUCCAAAGAUUCCCCAAGUUAGGCAGACAGGGAGUCUAGGAACUCAUAACAUGUAGCAUCCCUCCAGAGGCCGAGAUCAUGGCCUGCUGCCAAGUCUUGUGUUAGGAUCCAGUGUGGUGAACCUCUUUGGCACGGACACUCUCUUUCUUUGGAAGCUACUGUUUGGGCUUGAGGGAGAGGAAAGUAAGUCCCAGGUGGAGGCACUGCCAUCCUAGGAGCUGAAGAUGAUUGUAGUAAAUGUGUGUGUUCUACUUCCUGCUUCAAAAAGAGAAAACAAUCCACAAUAAUUUCUUGCUCAGCGGUCAGGGUGCAGCAUGUAGCCCGCAAAGAGAGAGAUGUGUCGCUCUCUUCUGAGAGCAUUACAUUGUCCUCACUGCACAAUGGGUUUUAUGUAAUCGUAGGUAUCCUUGACCGUUUCUGGAUAGUAUUUUUUUUAAUAACUUUUUUUUUUGUUUUUUCGAGACAGGGUUUCUCUGUAGCUUUGGUGCCGAUCCUGGAACUAGCUCUUGUUGACCAGGCUGGCCUCGAACUCACAGAGAUCCGCCUGCCUCUUCCCGAGUGCUGGGAUUAAAGGCGUGCGCCAUCACCACCCGGCUUUAAUAACUUUAAAAAAAAAAUAAGGAAUUGGCAGCACCCCCAAUAUUAGUCCUGUAAGGUCAGAGUGGUCCAAUCAGACACUUGGGGGUUAGAGGCAUCCAUGUGCCUCAGAAGACUAGAAGGCCAAGCCCUGGGCUCUGAGCUGGACUUCUCAUUGCAGGUGGAGGGGGUGACUUUCCGGGGCUUCUGGGAGAACACAUGGUUUUGACCUUGUGCUUCACUCUGAGUGUAACAAGGCCUAGAGGGAGGGAGCAGCAGCUGUCUUCCAGGAUAGAGUUCUCUCUGUGGUCCUCAGCAAACAAUAGGAUCUUCUGGGGUCAUGAAGCCCCUGCUUGGCUCUUAGCCCAACACCGUGGCUCUGGCCUUGUCUUAGCAAAGAAGUUCUUUGUUUAAAUAGGUUUUAUUUUUAUUUUGUGGACAGGGUCUUAUGUAGCCCAGAUUGGCCUCAAAUUAGCUCUAUAGCUAAGGACAACCUUAUACUCUUGACCUUCCUGCCUCUACCUCCAAAGCUCUGGGGGACAUAGGCAUGUCCCACCACACCUGGCUCUUGUGUUCAUUUUUUUCUUAAUAACAUAAACAGAGUUUGCAGAGUAGCCAGCUAUCUGCAUUACAACACACUACUCAUGCUUAACUCACUCAGAAUAUACAAAUUUAACUUUAAACCAUUAACUUCAUGACCAAAACAGGGCAAGAAACAUAUUUGAAACUCUGGUUUUCUGUCCCUGAGGUUGCAAAAUUAUCCCUGAGAAAUGGACUCACCUUGUAAGACCAAUUAAUAUGGAGGUAGUUAAGUUCCUUUUGUGGGAAUUUAUGAAUAAUCAAUGCAAUAUGCACAAGGCGUGACUGCAGGUCAAGGUCAGACCAUCAAGGCAUUUGCCCUUCCAUGGCGAUGGUCCCAUCUGUCCCAAAGUGCCACCCCUCUUGAUUGUUUAUUGGAGCAGUGGCCCCUGUUAGGCUUGUUGGGAACUGGAGAAUGGCUCCAUUCCAAGUGGGGAAAUCCUUGGGUCUACCAGUUGGCCUGUGGUGAAACAAUUGCCCCGCCCAGAGGCCUUCAUUGGCCAUUAUGCUCCGCUACUCCUGUUCCAUUUUACCGAUCUGCUCAGUUGUCAAGUUGGGUGUUACUGAGGGAGCACCAGUUGGGGACUUGAGUGGUAUUUCUAAAGGAUCUACUUGGGGUGAUUGAGAUGUUUCCUUGUCAAUGUCCAAAGAAGGAUAAACUGGGGGAGGUGGUGGCUCAAUGAAGUAGGAAUGGGUCCAACUCUACCCGGUUUCAGGGAUUGCAGUGAGGUUUUCCCUGGUUAAAGCAGGUGGAAGCUUUUGCCCUGAAGCAUCUGGGCUUUCCUGCAACCCCGAGGUUGUUACUGUUGUCUCAUAGGCAAAGCCUGAUCUUGGGGUGUCUGCUGACUAGUGUCCACUGAGUCGUUUUGGGAGCUUCUUUUUUCAGGUUGCUUAGUCUCAUCAACUGGGCUCUUGCGUGACCAGUGAGGUCCAACCAGAAAGCCAGGAGUGGCAGUGAGUGAGCCAUAGUCCUCUUCACACUCAUCAUCUGAGCUUGCAUCUAAGAUCUGAGAAGAGGGAUCCUAGUGCACAUCGCUGCCAUGGGUUAUUAUUGGAUCUUUACUUCCUGCAGCUAAAUCAUCCAGGUGUUGGAGGCUUACUCCCUGGCACUGGUUUCCUGAUCAUCUGGACCCCUAGUAGAGGUAUUCGAAGGGGCAGGCUGCUGGGGUGCUGACAUAGAAGAGCCUUGAGGUGUUGGGCUCCCUUGAUUUGCAGUGUGAACCAAAGCUGCAAGUUGUUGGAUUUUUCCCCCUCUUUGCUGCAAGCGUCAUCCUGCCUUGAUGUCCAAUGUUGUGGUUUUUGGGUUUUGGGUUUUUUUUUUUUUUUUUUUUUGGAAGUCCACCAGGAUUCCCUGUUCAGCAUGAUCAAAGUCUAGUUGGUCUAUCUCUUGCUCUUCAGCAUGCUUCUUUGGGCGUCUCUCAGCCUUACUGGCAGUUUCCCAGAGUUGCUGGUAUUGUUCUCCAACAGUAACACCCACUAGAGUGCCACCAUGAGCCCGGUGCAACGGCUGACAACUGGGGAAACAGUCCGUGUUCCAGGCUGUUGACUCCUCAGAGGUUGAGACUCCGUGCAGACGGAGCAUAUUCUUGGCCAGCUCCUGCAGUGCGAGCUUGAAACUGUCAACCUCUGCUUGAACCAUAACUGUCCAGACAAGAGUAGAGAGUGAUCUGAUUGCCUUCUCUGCGGAAGGUGUGGUCUAAAACAGUUGUAACUGUCAAGAGACCUGAGCAUCUUCCUUGGGCUACCGGAUUGGAAAUACUGAUAGCAGAAUCAUGUCCAGUUUCCAUGUUGGUUCCUUGAUGGGUCAACAUAAAUUUGAAGAUAAAGCUGGCCCGCCUGAUCCCAGAGAUCACCAUCAUGAACCCGGGAGUGUUCCAACCCUGGGGAUGUUGUUUUGGCCCUGCUCAGCAUGAGCGGGUAUUUGGCACUGAACUUUUUCCAGGCAAGCCCUCUCACCUACAACUAGCUUCGGUAAAAAACAAGGCUACAGGAAGAAAGAAUUGCCCUACUUUCCAAUGUUCAUUAUGGUUGUUGGCAAGAGCUAAGAGGGCUUGUUGUGUUCAGCUGCCAAGCCCUGUGUCAAGACAAAAGUCAGUCAAGUUGCUGGUUGUCUUAUUUUCUAAGAUGCGGGAAACCAGUCUGUGUCGUUCAAGAUAAUAUCUGGCUGCCCUUUGCUCAAAAUUCCCUGAGUUUCCUUCUUAGGAAUGCUGGGUGCGCAAAGUCAACAGGCAGCUGUCCAAUAAGUCCCCUAAUUCAACCCCAGCCUGUAUAGCGCGGAUUAUCUGUAGGCAUAGUUCAGUGGGUUCUGGGGCCCGGUGUGAAGGAUUCUACUGGUUGUGUCCUGAAGUUGAAUAUGCUAUGCAGCUCGAAAUCCUCUUGGGUUGAAGAAUGAGAAGUAGCAUCUGCCCCCAAAUGGUUUCGAUUGUGCCGUGUCGAGGAUGCAUCUUAAACCUGACGGGAAGCGAAAGUUGGAACACUAGGGCAGUCAGUGUUAAUGCCAGUGCUCGAUGGAGUGAUGAACUGAUCGUCCCAUUUUUAAACUGUUAGUGAAGCACACUGUUGAGAAUGUUGUCCAGAUCAGCAGAGAGCUGACAACUGAGUGGAGGACUUCUAGUAACUAGGCCUGGGACCCUUUCUCUUCCUGCUAGAGAGUCCUUCAGUGCUUGGAAAUUUAGUCCACUAAUAUAAGACAGAGGGAAAACUGAUCUGCUCAAAACCAGGCCCAGACUGAUUGCUUAAUACAAAGAUGCCUGGGGGAAAGACAUUGUCUCUGUACUUCCUGGAGACAGUUUCUCCGUCUCCUUUUUUAUUCUCAGGAUGAUAGGUUUUGUACCGUUGUGGCAAGAGAAUGUUCCAGGCCACUGGAGCAGACAGAGGAGGGGCACUAGAUAACCAGCUCAGAAUUCCCUCCCCUCCCCUUUCAAUUCCUUUACUAUAUUUUUUUUAAAUAGUUGACUUGAUGUUUGCAAUAUUAGGGCAGACCAUAUACCAAAUCUUCUUGUGUGUAUGUGUUUUUUUAAAUAACAAAACCCUUUUUAAGCCAGUGACUUCUGUACUUUCUUGCAGCACAGAAACUUUUCUUUGUACUAUAAAGUAUAUUUAUUAUAAUUUUCCCUUGACUAGUGAAAUAUGAAAUAAGCAAUAUAUAUUGGGAUCUGGGGUGUGGUUUCAUAAGAGAACACACCUACCUACUAUGCACAAGGCCCUAGGUUCCCUUCUCAACAAAAAAAAAAAAAAAAAAAGGAAAAAAAGAAAAAAAAAAGACAAGCAUCAUGUCAAACUGUAUCUUUGCUAUUUGGGGCUCUAACUCACUUUCUACUCUCUUGGAGCUUUUCCUAAACAGAAUAAAAGAAUUCAUCAGCCUAUUCUGGCCCUCUCUAAUGAGAAGCUGAGCUUAUUCUGAAAUAUGCUAUUGUAUGUGGUGGCUGUGGAUGGCUUCCAAAUGAAGGGGUCGUGUCUGUGGAAAUUACCUCUGUCUGUCCGUUUGAUCCCUUUCCAGUUGCAAUUGCUUAGACCCAGACCAAAAGAUUUGCAAGGAAAGUUUUUCCUUGAUCCACAGGAAGUCGUUCUCAAAAUGAUUUGUGCGCCGUGUCAAUGCCUCUCGCGGUGUGAGUGAGACCAGUUGUUGCUGAAGCAGACCCAAGUGCCUAGCCUUGAGCUUCCCUCCUGUUUGACUCUGGGCACUUUUUCUCCUGGGUGACAUGCUCACUGGUCGGGACAGUGAGAGAUUUGAUAGCGGCACAUGGUGCAACGUUAGAGUCGAGGCAGAGAAGACUGAGGGAGAGCCACAUUGAAACAAAAUAUUCCAAGGUGUGUGUGUGUGGGGGGGGUUGGGGUUCAUUGUUACUGAUCUAAUAAAGGAACCAUCACCAUCCAUAACCUUUCUCUGUGUGCUCACCUGGCUGCCCAGUACUUCCAACGCUGAAAGCCAACAAUACUCUGGACCCUCCUGUUCAUUUCUCUUGGGGUUUGGGUUGUCUGGGAACUAACUGCCUGAGCUCUGUGUCUUGGGUUGAUCAAGUUCUGAGUUGCUCUCUGGAGGACUACCACACACCCGCAACACAGAGCCAGCGGGGAGCGGGGGAGCGGGGAGGUGUCGUGUGAUGCUGGGCUGAGUCCUGAGAUAGACGUCACCCAGCACACUUUGCCCACAAAGCAUUUUGAUCCUAGGAAGACUGUCAAGUGUCCUUCUGCAUAGUUUUAAACCAUAUUUGAUUGUUAUAUAAACAGUUAAGCUCUCGGGCUUCGGUGCAGGCUCUUGCCUGGAGGGGAUGCCCAUUAUUCUUAAGGGAGCCUUCCCUUAUCUAAAGGCAAGAUGUUGGGAAUUGGGAUGGAAGAGACAUUUGGGGGGGGCAAUUUUGGGGAAAAUAUGUGUCUGUAGUGGGGAGGGUUAGAUUGGGAAUGUGGGAACAGAUUGGGUGUCGAAACAGACAUGGCCUUCUGAGUGUGGGAGGUCAGCUGGAUCCAUUGUCUUCAUUUGCAUAAUUUUGUUUUUGUGUACUGACUAUAACACUUCCUGUGUUCAAUAGCAUACCUGUUUGUGACUACUCUUGCAUAUAGAGCCUCGGUUCCGUUGGAUGACAUUAAAAUCAAGAACUAGAA
Molecule: messenger RNA, 8871 nt
Organism: Alexandromys fortis (reed vole)
Lineage: Eukaryota; Metazoa; Chordata; Mammalia; Rodentia; Cricetidae
Gene: Kctd7
Product: potassium channel tetramerization domain containing 7
Exons: 6
Coding region: 1532-2401 (289 amino acids)
Biological process (GO): membrane hyperpolarization; positive regulation of transporter activity; protein homooligomerization
Cellular component (GO): plasma membrane
Molecular function (GO): protein binding
Source: RefSeq, a predicted model, not a curated record